UCUGGAUAUUCCAUAAGGUCCAUUUUUCUAAUUUAAUAUAAUUUGUUGGACUAUUUUGCCCCUAUAUAUAUAUAUGUACAGUGUUAAUACGUAAAAGGUGCCUGUUUCUUCGUUCAUGCAGUUUGGCAGUUUCUAUUUUACGCUUUUCAUCAUCAAUCCAAUUCCGAGAGAUACGUUUAUGUUUUGCAUGCUCGUUGCAAGGUUUGGUUGUGCCAGGGUUUCGUCCUUGCUGUUGGAGUCUGGUUCUGUGGUUUGCGUGUGAAGACGACGAAGAGGAGUGUGUUCGGUUGUUACAUUUGCCGGAUUAUAACUAGUUCAAAUCAGUUUUUUUCAACUUUCUGUACGAUUGUAGGAUUGGAUGAUCAAGGAGAUGGAUACCUUUAUGCUAUUGGUGUGUACAUAUGGUUGUAGUACAACUGUAAUAAAUGUUGCCCGCGCAAUGUGUUAUUCUCGUUUGGUGGAGUGUUUGUGUGAGAAAUGGGAUGAGUUGUCUGCUGGUUCUAUUUCAUUGUUCUGUAAACUACCUGGGAUUAAUAAGUGUCAUUUGGACAAUGAGGAAGAAUUUCAGAACAUGGUACUGCUUGCUAAAUCAAUGAGGGUACAACAUGUAGAAGUUGUGGUUGAGUUGAAGGGUGAUAUUGGUCAGUCAAGUAGUUUGGGAUUGCUGCGUGUGGGGGUUGAGGAUGAAAUUGAUGCACUACGGAGAUUUUGCCACCAUAAGGAGAAGGUGUUGUUGUCAGCCCCUUGGGCAAAUGGUAUUACGCAUAUAGGACAACGGUUUGUUGGAGGUGCACAAGAAUUUCGUGACGUUUUAUGUAAGUAUGCCAUCCAAUGUGGGUUUAAGUUCACAUACGUGAAGAACGAGACAACAAGAGUUACUGCUGUGUGUGCGAUGCGGGAGAAGAGGGGGUGUUUGUGGGCUAUACAUUGUAGAGCACAACGAGCAAAUGAUUUUUUCUACAUCAAGAGGUUUAGUGAUGUGCAUACUUGUGGUACGGAUGUUCGAACAUCGAAGAAUCCGCGAGUUAGUUCGGAUUUGGUGUCGAGUACCAUAUCUGAAAUUGUGAGGGACAAGCCGUUGACUCGGCCGUGUGAAGUGGUGACUAUUUUGAAGAGGGAUUAUGGGCUAGAUGUGAGUUACCAUGUCGUAUGGUUGGGUGUGGAGAAAGCAAAGGCUGGUAUCCAUGGAGAUCACUCGUUAUCGUUUGACCAGUUGCGGUGGUAUUCGGAUGCUGUGAUGCGGUACAAUCCGGGGAGUUAUGUCAAUAUUGACUAUGAUGCGAGUAGUCAACAGUUUUGUCGCUUCUUUGUGUCAUUCGCUGCGUGUAUUUCUGGGUUCAAUGCUUGUCGGCCUUUAUUAUUCCUGGAUGGAACAUUCCUCAAAGGAAAGUACAAAGGUCAGCUACUUGCGGCAACGGCGAAAGACGGGAACAAUGGUCUGUUUCCUGUUGCAUUUGCAAUUGUUGAUUCGGAGACCACGGCUAAUUGGUCGUGGUUCUUGCAUGAACUUGGGAAGGUUGUUGAUGGGAAGCGCCAUAUUACUUUUAUUUCGGAUCGUAAUCUUGGUCUGUUAGAAGCUAUGCCAAAGGUGUUCCCAUCGGCUCAUCACGGUUAUUGCUUACAACACUUGAAGAGCAAUUUAAGAGACAGGAUGAAAGGAAUUGAUAAUGGAUUCAGGGAUCACCUAGUAAGGAGUUUGGGUGACUGUGCCUACGAGCCAACUGUGGUAGGGUUCCAUGAAAAGCUUGCAAAAUUAAAAGAGGAGGGUAAACAACGAGCUCAUAAUUUUUUCAAGGACUUACCACCUGAGCACUGGGCAAAUUCAUACUUCAGGUAAUAACAGUUUCCUAAG
This is a messenger RNA of Camellia sinensis, 1852 nucleotides long. The record is from RefSeq and is a predicted model, not a curated record. Lineage: Eukaryota; Viridiplantae; Streptophyta; Magnoliopsida; Ericales; Theaceae.